UAUUUACAAUUUAAAAAGACAUACACUUUUUUUAUUAUAUACAAGAUUUCAAAGUAAGAACAUUUAAGUGAAUAGAUUAAAUAGUAAAAUAAUAAACCUUAAAAAUGGAUGCGUUUAAAAGAAUUGUCCACAACUGUGAUGCCUUAGAAUCUAUAUUCAAAUACUUGGAUUUAAAUGAACAAUUAAAAAUUUCACAAAUUUGCAAAGAAUUUGAAUUUCCCAUAACACAACUAAUAUGGAGACUUAAGUGUAGAAAUAUUAAAAUUACCCAAAUAUUUCCGGAAACUAUGAUGGUGAAAUGUAAUAACAACGACAAGGAAUGUACUAUGGAUUCCGAGAGAAUUAAAAUGUUUUUGACUUUAUGCAGAAGUUAUGUGCAAAAUUUAGAAUUGACUUUUGUGGAAUUUACCAUUGAACACAUUACUUUCGAUUUUAAAAAUUUAACCACAAUUUCUUUUUAUAAAUGCCAAGUUAAUAAUGAAAUUUUAAAACAACUUGCUAGAAAUUGUUUAAAGUUAAGCAUAUUUUAUAUGGAAUGUUGUAAGAACUAUGAGCAAAAACCUCUUAUAAUGGGUCGAGAUCUGCAAGUAAAUAUAUUUAAAGAAAUGCCGGAGCUAAGCGAAUUGGCAGUUAUAAAUUUCUAUAACAUCGACAUGGAUUAUCAGGUAUUGCGAGAGUUUUAUAGAAUCACAACACUUAAAAAACUUUAUAUAAAAGCACCUUUAUAUGUGGAUACUAGUGGACCGAACUGCCUAGAGAAAAUUGCGUGUAAAGCAAAAUCUUUAGAAAAUUUAAGAAUUGAACGUUUUUGUGAUCAAAAGUUAUGGCAACAAUUUUCCUUGAAAUGUUUAGUUAAUUUUAAAAAUCUUACAAAAUUAACUCUUAAAAUGGAUCCAUUUGCCGAUAUAACAGUAAAUGAUAUAUUUUUCUUAACAUUGGCAAAUAAUUGCCAACUACUUGAACAAUUGACAUUGGAACAGUGUAAAUUAAUUAUUACAAAAUUUACUCCAAUAGAAAAUCUUUCCAGUUUAAAUUUAAGCUGGUGUCGCGGAUUAAGCGGUUGCAAUUUAAGGGAAAUCUUUAGUGUAUAUCAAUUACAAUCACUUAAAAUAACAAAUAACGUUUGUCAGAAAAAUAUUUACGAUUACAAUUAUUCUGCUGAAAAAUUAAAAGCUUUAACUGUGGGAACUACUCUACAACCAGAUAUAACAUCAGCAUUAACGAACCCCAGCAACCGAUUUGAAAAUAUCUCUAAACUUAUUUGGUUUCAAAGUGGACCCUCGAGUUUGGGGAAUCCAAUUAUUUUGGAAAAUAUUUCAUAUAUUUAUCCAAACGUACAAAAGUUGUUAAUUGUAGACUAUUAUAUUAAAAUUGAGGACUUAAAUCGUCUAAAGUAUUUGAAUUUUUUAAAAAUUCAUUUAAAUACUAUCAUGUCGUGGUCGUAUUUAAAACAACUAUUGCAAUUACCAUAUCUAAUAAAACUCAUUAUUGGCUUGUCUAUGGGUAUUUCAACAGAUAUCGGGUCUGGUGUUGAUGAGGUCACCUCUUGUCGAGAAUUAAAUAAAAAUCUUGAAUAUUUAAAAAUUCCCUUGAUUCUUUUUAGUGCAAAUAUAGAAUUUUGGUUAUUAUUUUUAAAGAUAAACGUAAAAUUUAAAUUAUUAGUUUACAGUGAAUGUAAAGAUAAACUUAUUAAAAUUAUGUUUUUCGAAGAACUUCUAAGCAGUAAAGGACUUCCUGAUCGUAUUAAUAUUUGUGAUUUUAAUGUGGGUAAGUAA
Messenger RNA from Lucilia cuprina (Australian sheep blowfly), 1775 nucleotides. RefSeq lists its product as uncharacterized. The record is from RefSeq and is a predicted model, not a curated record. The transcript has a single exon. The coding region runs from base 105 to 1775 and encodes 556 amino acids. Lineage: Eukaryota; Metazoa; Arthropoda; Insecta; Diptera; Calliphoridae.